Molecule: messenger RNA, 678 nt
Organism: Oryzias latipes (Japanese medaka)
Lineage: Eukaryota; Metazoa; Chordata; Actinopteri; Beloniformes; Adrianichthyidae
Gene: dnph1
Product: 2'-deoxynucleoside 5'-phosphate N-hydrolase 1
Biological process (GO): deoxyribonucleoside monophosphate catabolic process
Cellular component (GO): nucleus
Molecular function (GO): 5-hydroxymethyl-dUMP N-hydrolase activity
Source: RefSeq, a predicted model, not a curated record
GCCAUGACGUGAGAGUCACGUGACAGAAAAAGCCUGUUGCGCGGGAGCAUAGGGUUUUUGAGUUCGGAAAAUUCGGCGGUGAAAAGCAAGAUGAAGAUUUACUUCUGCGGCAGCAUCCGCGGCGGACGGGAUGAUGUGCACGUGUACCGCAGGCUCGUGCACAAGCUGCAGAGCUACGGGUGCGUGCUGACCGAGCACGUGUGCAACACCGAGCUCACAGACACAGGAGAGGCGGCGGCGCUGGAGGAUCGGGUCAUCCAUGACCGGGAUGUGGCGUGGCUGCAGGAAUCGGAUGUGAUCGUGGCCGAGGUGACGCAGCCUUCUCUAGGCGUGGGUUAUGAGCUGGGCCGGGCCGUGGACAUGAAGAAGACGGUUCUGUGUUUGUUCCGGCCAUCUUCUGGACGCACACUGUCUGCCAUGAUUCGUGGUGCUGUCGAUGGCGAGCGUUUCCAGGUAGUGGACUACAGCGAGGAUGUGCUGGAAAAGGUUCUGGAUGAAUUCUUUGUCAACCUGAAGAACGCCUCAGAGAAGAGCCAAUCAUGACACUUUGGUUAAAAUUAAUAAAGUUUUUUUCUACCAAUCACCUUUCUAGCAGACAUUGCUUGUGAAAGGGUGCCAUCUGGGGGGUUUCUCACUGGCAUUGCAGUCAUGCAAUUAAAAUAAAAGUCAGUCCCUCCA